CGGAUGUAUACAAUUGGUUGGUAAAUCCUUAUCGGUGACAUCGUCUCUUACAUGUCGUCCAUUUGUUUCUUUCGCGCUCCAGAAACUCGUGCUGCAAAGCUGCAUCUCCUCAUCCCGAUCUCCUCGGUAGGGAAACGCACGUUGCGUCGAGGUAAUCGCAGUGGCAACGAGAAACAACAGCAGGAAGUGGGGAUCGUGCGCCAUUUUCUAUUUUUGCAUAGCCAGCGCGAGCGACAGCCAAGUGCCGUGCGUGUGUGUACGAGUUUUUUAGUUGUGCGUGAUACAGAUCGAUGGACUAACGACGAUCGGCAGCGAGGGAAAAUCGCCACGGAUUGUGACUGACAUGAUUGUUUUCUGGUGACACAUGCUGGCAAAAUCGUGUGAUCGCGUACCCGUCGAGCCGCCAAGCUUGUAUCCGUUCGUCCAGCUUCGCGUGUAAACUUUUUCAGUACCCCGUAAACAUCUCUUUCUCUCCCCGUUUUUCUCUUCCCCUCUCUCUCUUUCUCUCUCUCGCUCGCUCUCUCACUCACUCAUUCCUUGCUUUUCCCCGCCUCCCUUCUGCCGUUUCUCUCUCUCUUUGUCUCUCUUUCUCAUAUAUCCUCUUCCUUCCUCUCCUCUUCCUUCUCAUACCUUCAUUUCGUUCAACACUUCGUCAAAACGAGCGAGAGAAGUCACACUGCCCUGUCGAGGCUUUGUCGAUCGCUAACCGUGCUGUCAAGACUUGUAGAAAGGAAAAAGAACCAGUCUGUGAUAUUAAACAGUACUAAGCAAUAUAUACAUAUAUAUAUAUAUACACACACCAUAUAUAACUAGGCGUGUGUCUCCUUGUGCGCGUGUAUGAGUGUCAAAUAAGUGAGCGAGCGAGCGAGCUUAGCCAGCGGCCGCGCUCGCGCGCACAUACUCUCUCUCUCUCUCUUUCUCUUUUGUGUGUUGUGCAGUGUGUAUUUUGUGUGUGUGCGUGUAUGCUCGUAUCGCUACUUCGUGUGUAGUGCAUACGGGCACGUAGAUAGAUCGAAUAAAGGAUCUAAGAGGAUCUAAAAAAAUCGAAGAAAAGACAACGGGAUCAGAGUCCGCAAGACGCACUUAUCCACUCAGAGGGUGAACAAAAAUCGACGUGACCAACAACAGCAGCAGCAGGAGCGUCGGCAGCGGCGACGACGACGCGAUGUCUUUGGAGCCUGUGACAAGUGACAAGCAGCCGCCGUCGUCGACGGCGACGGCGACGGCGACGACGACGACGACGACGACGACGGCAACAACGACGACCACGAUGACGGCGAUAUCUACUAUUACGAUCACGGCGACUACGACGGCUACGAACACGAUGACGACGACGACUACGAUCACAGCGACAACGACGAUGAAGAAGAAGAAGAACGAGGGAGAUGAAGCGAUUAUAUCGAUGUCGGUAGCUGGGGAGGUGACUGACGCUUCGAUCAUGGAAAUAGGCCGUUCUAGACCUCAGUUUCAAUAUUCUCGGGAGGAACUGAUGCUGAUAAAAAAUCUGCGAUUAUCCAAACGUAGGCCUGCAUUUUUAGACAUCGCUUACAACAACUCACGUGGCGUCUGGGAUCCCGAACGUUGGCAUUCGGACAGAAAGCGCAGUGAUACACCCCCGAAGGAAGAAAAGACUGGACGUGGUGAUCAAAUCACUGAGAAUCAUAGUAAGCGACGUAACAACGGCGACCCACGGGACCGAAUACGCAAGGAACAAGACGGCAUCGUUUUGAGCCCGCAACGGAGGAGCUUUAAUUCAGGCUGUUUCGUCAACGUGAAUCAGCCGUCGAGUCGGCGUCCUGAGAGCCCGAUCGGGAAAACGGAGGUCAGCCAUCGAGAACCCGUUCGUCGAAUUGGCAGCGGGAGAAUUCUGACGCGGGAUAUAUGGGACUUUAGGCCCGAAAACGAAAAGAUCGAACCCGAGCGCGCGGAUUACGGCUUCAGGUCGGGUGCCGGCGUCGGUGGUUCUCUGCGUGAUCGUGACAAUCGAGAUAAUCGCGAUGGGAAAGAGCGAGAUAGUAUUAUACGGGACAGGGAUCGCGACCGCGACAACCUGCGUGACCGAGACGAGAGAUUCGAGCGGCGAUCGUUCGGUCGGGAUUAUGGGGAUCGCGAGAGGGAACGCGACCGCGACCGGGGAGUGGAGCGUAAUGAGCGCAACCACCAGGUUCAGGAGCGCGACAAAGAUCGCGGACGUGAUAAGAGAUUCGGUAACGAUCGUCGACGGACUUACAGUGACAAUCGUGAUACGGACGAGCCCGAGUGGUUUAGCUCCGGGCCAACGUCUCAGCAUGACACGAUCGAGCUGAGAGGCUUUGAGGAUAUCCCGGAGGAGAAGGCGGUCAACAGCAGCGGCAAUACCAACAAUAGCAAGAAUAAGAAACAGACUCUCGCACAGAAAAAACGUGCCAAGAAGAACGCGACGGAGAAGGACGAUAAACCAAACGAGAACUCGUCCGGCCCGAAGGGACGCAGCACCCCGACCGCCAUGGAUCAGUCGAUGAAUGCGAUACCGGCGCCGCAUUCCCCGAUUUCCGAGCAGGCCGAGCAGUCGUCCAUCACGCAAAAAGAAAAUGAAGCUAGCGAGAACACUGUGAACGAGCCGAUAGCCGAAACGACGGAUAUCCCGGCCGCUAAUAAGAAUCAAGAGGGUUCGCAUCCCGAUUUCAACCUGGAUGAGUUCCUGAAGUCCGAUACAUUCCCCGGUGUCUCAGGAUUGUUGACGAACGGGGUUGGCUCAAAUGGCGGCACCUGUUCCCGCUUCAGUCAGUGGUUCAAAAGAGACAGUCCGGUUCAACAGGCGGAUAGUCGUAGAGCUUCCAUACAUGACGAGUUAUUGAACAAUCUACUAAACGAUAUCACUGAGCCGAACAUUCAAAUACCGUCGGUAACGGAAUCGAACGCCUACUUCACUCCAAUUUCUCCGGCCAACACGACAAGCAAUAACAAUGCUGGUACAACCAAUGUCAAACUACUCGAAAUGUUGCAUCGUGGCAACAAGCCAAAUCAAAAUGGCCAAGGGGACGCGGUUAACACGAUGGCACCUUUGGUGAAGAACUGCACCAUUAAAGAUUUGGGUAAGACAGGCGAGAUCAGGCCACAUAAAGGCGGAUCGCAUAAGCAUGAAGGAUGUGGACUUCUUUUAGAAGUUGGUGGAAAAGUUGUGCACAGUUUGGAAGAAUUAGAAGCACGCAUGCGGGGCGGCGCUCCUCCACCUGCAACCUCGACUGAAACGCCCCGUGUAAAUAAGACUGAGGACCUCUCUGCUUUUAAAAAACUGCUUGCUCAAGUAACCGGAGGACAAGCUGUACCUGCAGCUAACGGACCUAUUGCGCAGAAACAACCUGUGACGUUAAUGCAGCUAUUUAAUUCCCAACUAAAGCCUCAACCACCGAUGCCGCAUCAGCAACACCCGGCGAUUGCGGAACCAAUUCAUACUUCAACGUUCAAUCAUGUCGGUCCUCUUGGCCCUGCUCAACAUUCGCACCAGGCUCAGAUGCAACAUGAGAAUCUAAUCAAAGUCUUGCAAAUACAGCAACAGCAACAGCAGCAGCAACAACAGCAACAACAACAACAACAACAGAAACAACGACAUUCCGAUAUGCUGUCAAUGAUGAUGGGUGGUCAACGAAUACUGGGUAUGAGUCCUGUACCAGCGGAUAUGCAGAUGAUGUUAAAUAAUAUCCCUUCAAGUCAGGAGCUCCUACAACGGCCGGAAGCUCAAGCGAUUAUUCAGGGUCUGCAGCAAGGAGAGAUCACCAGGCAACAUCUCAUACAGCAGUUGCAAAAUCCUGUGAUGCAGCAUCGUCACCGAGAAGUACUAGUGAAUAUUUUGAAAAUGUACGGUGGUACUACACCACGUACUGCGAGUCCGCAUUCACAUCCUACAGUCCCCACACCGCAGGAUCACAUGCUGCAACAGAUGCUGUAUCAGCAGCAGCAGCAGCAACAAAGAAUCCCAUCUCCCAUGAACAAUGCUUAUUGUCCACCUCCAAUAAUAUCACCAAAUUUGGCAGCUAGUCCUAGUACUUUAACAGUACAGCAUCCAGUGAUACCGCAUAGAGUGCCGUCGCCAAGGGAAAUCGUUAUGCACACUCAAUCUAUAAUACAAAAUGUUUUAAUCAAGAAAAAAUUGGAGGAGCAGCGCGAGAAUUACCGCAAGCGGCAGGAUCAGCAGCAACAACAGCAACAGCAGCAACAGCAAGUUCAGCAACGCUCAUCAAGUCCCGUUAACUCACCAGCUAAGCAAACAAUGAGUCCAACGCCGCUUGCUUUCACUCCGACAUCCGUUUUACGUAAAAUGACCGCUGAUAAGGAACCUGACGGAAGCAGCAAUGAUCCAUCAAAAUUGUCUACACAAAGUCAGGCUUCUCAGAUGCAACAAAUGCAAUCUGCAGUUCAGUUACUUACACAGGGAGUUCUCCCGAGACAUACCACGAUGCGACCACAAUCUGCUCAAUCGACAUGGUCGAAUCCAUCGCUUAAGCAACACCCAGGACGACCUAUAGUGAAAGGCGGUAAAGGUAACAAUACCCCGAACAGCACUCAGUUCCAAUAUACGGGAAAUGCGGAAUUUCAACAACCGCAACAGCAUAGAACGGCCUCGAAUGUGUACGGCAAUCCGGCACGAUCCAAGCACACGAUGGCCACUUCCUUGCCGCAUCACAAUGUCUCGCAAUACAAUGUACCACAAACUUCGAUGAUGAACCAGAGGUCAAAUUCCAUAAAUACCCAAAUGAAAACCCAACAGCAAGUCUCGUCGCAUCUUGCCAAUUUGCAGCAGCAAUCGCCGCACGGGGCUGCUAGCAUGCAACAACCACCGCAACGAACUGCUGUAAAUACGCAACUUGCAACGAAGAUGCAACUUGUUGUGAACCAAAACUACAGUUCCAAUCGCACAGAUGGACGUGCGAUGCGAUCGCAGCAAUUGAACCUUGCUGUCGGUCGUCAAUCUUCACCGGGUCUUGGAUUCGUAGGCAGUAACGGCGGUGACCUUUCUCCAACGUCCAAUCAACUCGCGCGAUGGUUUAGUCCAGAACUCCUCGCUCAGGCACGGGCCGGGAAAUUACCGGAGCUCGGGCAGACGAAUGUCCUGUCGCUGGAAGAGCUCGAGAGACUUCAACAUGCGUCGACUAUAGUGCAUAACUAAAAGUGAUUACUGACAUUUUUGGGUAUUACGUUUCAAUUUCUCGUGAGCGAUCGGAAAUCCCGACGGUAACGCUGCUACUGGCCGGCUAACCAGUAUGUUUCUCGUGUUACAUCUCCCUUCACAUCCGAGGCACCAGUAUGACAUCCCAUCCGCGCCGGAUGCUGAAAAUGUAUGCCGCUAAAUUACAGAACGGUGCUGUCGCCUAUAGUAGAUUUUUUAAAGUCUUCGUAUCGACAAAGUUUACCGAGGUAAUGCCAUAUUUUGAUUAAGGCUAGGAGAAUCGAUCAGUUGUUCGAGAGGGGGUGUACUUUCGAAGGAUCUUGGUUGAGGGAAAGUCGCUGAAAUGUCGUUUGUGAAAAUCAUUUUUCAAAGUUUCGCGGGAUGUUAUUUAGAAACUACAAAUGUACAGGAUAGUGUGUAACGUUGAAGGGCGGCAUGUCGUAUAAUUAAGAAAGAAGUGGACAGCUUUCUACGAAAAACGAUAUAUUGCUUAUAAGACUGAAAAAUGUGAAAAUUCUUAUUGUUGAUUAUGAGACAAGCUGUUACCUUGAUAUGCGUACUUUCUAAAUGACAACACGACAAAGUCUAUUUGCCUAAGAUAGGACUGCAAGUUUCUUGUGUAUUCGUGUCUCUCCAUUGUAGUUUGCGAGAUUCCGAGAAUUAUUUGGCGACCUGUAUAAUUUUCACACGUUUAUUCGAAGCGUAUCGCGUUGUUCUCGUUUAUUCUUGACAAUUGCAGGAUGGUGAAUAUUCUGAGAAUAUAUUGUUGCGAUAUCUUUCAGUUAUUUGUAAGUAUUGGAAGCUUUAUUUCGCGUUUGCGUUUCUUACAUCCAGGAAGAGAAGAACAAAGCAACUUUGGCCGCUGUCUCAGCGAAUAUAAAAAUAUAGUCUAUAUACUAAGUAUGUCUAAUGCAAGCUCAUCGUUGUCGCCAACGGAAAUAAGACUUAGAUAGUCGGAUACGCGCGUUUAAUCUAGUAUUAUUUAUAGAAUAUGUCGCUUGCUUGUUUACCAGUGGGACUUGCAAAAUCCCUUAGGCAAAUAAUAAUACGCAGUUUCUUCAGAAGAAGUUGUGAAUUACAGCAAUCAGCACUUGAUUACAAUUACUCACACAGCAAGCGAAGAGAGAUGUGUGUAUCAUAUUUAAUAUUCUAUUCGUAUUACUACAAACGAUGCGACCUUAUUAAUACGGAGAAACAAACGAGAUAAAGAUGACACGUCACAAGUCAUGCGCGCGCGCGUAUAUAUAUAUAUAUAUAUAUAUAUAUAUAUAUAUUAUAAAGAUAAAUAUAUAAUAUAUACUUCGUAGAAAAAGAGAAAGAGAGAGAGAAGCGUGAGAUUUACGGUAUCAUUAUCAUGAUCGAAAGUGGUAGAUAGACUGAAAUGUCUCUAACAAAAAAAAAAGAAAAAAAACCUCGCGCAUAAGGUAUAUAGAAGAAUCGUUCACAGAAUUAAUUCAAAAAAACAAGAAAUGGAGAACAUUCCACCAGCCGAUAGAGAAUCAAACCUAAACGAGGUAUAUUUGCGAGCUUGAAGAUCAAUCAGUGUCAAUACUGUUGCCAACAUGUGUUUGCUUUCAAUUCAAUUACUUCGAGAUUGCAAUUUCUAUACAAUUCAGAGAACGAAAAAAAAAUAAAAGAAAGGAAAGUUAUUGGGCCUAUUUUACACAAAACUGUAAUACUAUUUAAAAGUUUAUUUUGCCCAUUUCUAGAAAGAAUAGCAUCGUUAACUUAUUCUAUGCUGUGUAUGUGUAUGUGCAUUAGAGUCUCAUUAUGUGUGCAUAAUUGCAUUUUUCUUUUUCUCAUAACUUUAGCACGCGAUCGCUCAUAUCUUCAAGAAAUACAUCUCUUAAAGGCAAAAUAUUUCUAUUUUUAACAGCAAAACAAUCACUGUACGUUUACCUUAAAUUGACGAAUAGUAUUUAUCUAUAUUUUAUAUACUAAUUAAACGACAUUUAUAUGAACGAGUUACAUAAUCUAAUUUAUGAAUAUUAAUUAUAUUCGUAUGUUUUAUUUUAUUGCAUAUGAUCUUUUUUUUAUAAUGGCAUUUAAUUGUAUGACGAUUCGUAUGAGGACCGUGAGAUAAAUUUACGUUAAAAAAAAUUUAUAAAAACUUAGCAAAAAAAAAAAACAAAAUUGAAUUUUAUUGUUAUUUUGUUUGUUGCGGAAUUUAUUUCAGCGCGAUAAAGAACGUAAUUUUAAAAAGUAUCACUGCGCUGCAAGUAAUUUUGACAAAAACGUACUAUCUAAAUUUUUUCUAAAUAUACGAAGCAUGGACAUUGUUUGCGACAGUGUUACGUUCGAUCCGUAUUUAUCUCAUUUAACGACAUUCACAAAUCUGUUCGCUCGACAACAUUUUGCAUGCACGACUACGGAGAUAAAUACGGAUUAUGAUUUCUUAGAUGCUUGUUACUUAAUAUAUAAAAAAUUUUUUCUGUGCGAUAAUAUCUUUUAAGAGAGUCUUGUAUGUUUUAAUAGCCAUAUUUAUAAUGUUCAUCUAUGUCUAACGUUUUAUUAGCAUGUAUCACACAACACGUAUAUGAUGUUAACAAAAUGUUAGAGGGAUGAGCGGUUCGACGCGCCAACUUCUACGUAGAUGAAAAUUACGAAAUAUGAUGAGCAUGAAAAAAUUGCGCAUUAACCAAUCGCAAUAAUACAUUCACGUAUUUUCAACAUGCUAUUGUACAUGACAACGAGCCGUGUGAGGCACGAAAAAUGCAAGACGACGUUAUGGGACUCUAACGAUGCGUUCAAACUGAUGUGUACUUGUUGCAUCGACUGAAGAUGACGGAGAACACGUUGCAAACAAUAUUGUACGGUGAUACGCGUAACAGAGCGAGACAAAACGAGAGAGAGAGAGAGAGAGAGAGAGGAAGGGAGAAAGAGAAAGAGAGAAACAAAGGGAGAGAUCUCAUUUUUUUUUUUUUUUUCAUACCAUUUUCGUUACUCGACGUUCGGCGAUUGUAGGUGCGAUUGUUUAGAUUGUAUCUCGGACCGAUCAUCGUCACUGUAAGCUUAUCUCAAGCGUCCAUAAGUGUACAAAGAGUGUAAAGAGUGUACGAAGAGUAAAAAGAAUUCAAGUCAUUCAAUCGUGAAUCUUAAUGCGAGUACUAUACCGGAAUCAUCUUUCGUCUUUUAUCGUGUGGAAGAUGUUACGAGUGUCACGUCACACUAAUGUUAUAUUUGCAACACAAAAGACGUGUAGUAUCGAGUAUCCCACAAGGGAGAUUCAUAUUGCCUCAUAGAAAUCGAAGUUCCUUUACAGAGAUACGGAAUAAGAGAGUUUGUGAAUAAUUUUUCUUUGCUUUUCAUAUUGAUAAGAAUCUCAAUUGAAAAUUUAGAGUGAUUUUUUUAAUUAAGAAAUUUAUGGUAACGAUUCUUUUUUUUUUCGAAGAUUGAAGCGAAUCUGGAGGAAUCAUUAUGUCUUUGAAUUGCAUUUAUAGUUAGGCCAAUUCCCGAGAAUGACGGAGUUCACUUACUAAUAUUUGGCACU
Messenger RNA from Odontomachus brunneus, 8636 nucleotides. RefSeq names its product eukaryotic translation initiation factor 4E transporter-like. The transcript is spliced from 15 exons. Gene Ontology annotation, molecular function: mRNA binding. The coding region runs from base 1166 to 5146 and encodes 1326 amino acids. The record is from RefSeq and is a predicted model, not a curated record. Gene Ontology annotation, cellular component: cytoplasm; nucleus. Lineage: Eukaryota; Metazoa; Arthropoda; Insecta; Hymenoptera; Formicidae. Gene Ontology annotation, biological process: negative regulation of translation.